Haemonchus placei is the source of this 270-nucleotide messenger RNA. The record is from the annotation of a GenBank genome assembly. Lineage: Eukaryota; Metazoa; Nematoda; Chromadorea; Rhabditida; Trichostrongylidae.
GAGUCAGCGCUUGAAGCGGCGAAAGCGCUUUUAGAGUCAUCAAAGGACAAGACUUGGCAGCAACUCGUCGGGAAGAAACUCGACGACAUCCAAGGCAGUCCCUAUUGUGAGAGAGUGAUCACAAAACGUAGCGAUUACGGAUUUAAACCAAAGCUAUUCCAAGAUAAACUUAGUGGAAGCGAAGUCGACAAGAUCAUUACGCCUGGUAUUGUUGUUCUGUUUUAUUUUUUACAAUUCUAUCGCAAAUGUCUUACACCACCGAAUGAUUAA